AUAACCCGCCGAUCCCUUCCCCUGACACCCUUUCCUUUUAGCCUUAAUGUUGGUAAUCAGGCGCCCUCUCAUUGAGCGCCACCAAAACCGCUAGGAAUAAUGCGUCGCUUAGGCCGUUCCGCUCAUGUUUCUAUUCUGAAAAGCAAACAGAUCUUUAAUAAAAUAUAACCUCUCCAUAAAUUCUAGUAGCGUUUAUAGGGAAUACACAUUGGCUCCUAGCUCAUGCGUUCAUCCAAAUCUAUAAUUCCUUUGCCAAACUUCACCUCCUGCCAAGUCCUCUACCGUUUUCAGUGCAGAUCAGUACCUAAGCACUAAUCAUCAUUUCUCGAUUCGUUUCCCCGCUAAAUUUAGUGGAAUUGUACUUCCCUCUCCCUUUCGUCAGUGUUGCGUCUGUCCGUAUAUCCCGCUUGUCGUAGCUGCCCAUUACGCUCCAUCACCAGCAGCGCCCGACCCAGCGGCAACUAGAAGCUCCUCCGUCACAACUUCGCCGACGACGACCACGACGAGCACAGCUACUGCAGUCACUCCGUGUACGAACCUGUUCUGCGGUGCGACGCCGAGGCGCCUAUCUGCGGUGAGACAGGGACAGUAGCAGGCGACUUAUCGUCGAUGCUCGGUGAGAUCGUGGGCAUUUGCUGUUGUUGCUGCUGUGCAUCCAUUGUUGUUAUGUUACGACUACGACUUUUCAGUGCCAUCGACACCCCGAGCUCUGUUUGUGGCUCGAUUACGACGAUCGAUUAGGGUUUAACUAGUGUCGGGCCGUUUCAGCCUGGAGAAGACGCACUUGGUACGCUUGCCCCACUAUUUCUCUUCUUCUUGGAGUAUUGUAGCCGAGUCUUACAGCAGUGCUAGUAAUAGGAAGAAAAGCAAGCCGGCCGGGCGAGCGAGAGAGGGCGACUGGACCACAGUAAAGGCUGUUUGCUGCCUGCGUUAUUUAUUUGGGGCGGCAGCCAGAGUCGUCAAGCUGUGACUAGUUCGUUACUUCUAAUCGCAACACAUAUGCAUGGUGUCGUCUAUAUAAUCGUGUUGAAAACUGGCUAUUAAUUUGUGUCGAUUGGUGCGUACGAUGGUGUCCGACAGCGGCGGUUGCUUUCCCCGUUGAUACUGCGAGUGGUGUUGAGGGCUGCCCCCUGUGUCGUCCGCUUGUCUAUCUCUCCGCCAGCAGCAGCAGCAACAGCAGAUCAUAAUACCAAGGAGUGCGAGCGGCGACUGCUGAUGAUGCUGUUGUCCCUGUUACCACAUUGCUGAUGCUGUAGCAUUGGGGUUUACUUGCUGUAGAGGCCUCACCCAUCGGUGGUAGUUUGGUGCGGUGUUGUCGUCUUGUGCUGCUGUUGCUGUUGCUGGUUUGUGAUGAUGGCAGUGCUGCUGCCGUCGCUGCUGCCGUCGCUGCCACAGCCUCCACUGCUGCUGAUACUGCUGUCGUCGUCGCCAUCAUCAGCAGCGCCAUUGCCGUUAUUAUCGUUGUAGUCAACACAGCGGCUGCUCGACCAUUCAAACCAGUACACGUACGACUGGGCGUUAUUGCUGCUGCUGCCGCCGCCGCCGCUACUGGUUUUCACUCGCAUAGCUGAUUCUAGCACGGCGACCACUACGAAUACAAGUGGCCAACUGGAGUCAAGCUGACCACAUAAUAGCAGAGAACCAAGGAUCAUUCAGUGCUGUUGGUCGCUAAACGGAUAGUGUCGUCUUUGGCAGGUCCUGGCGGUGACCGGAGGAAGAGAAGCGGCUACACGCCAAGAACCAGCCCAACGGAUUGCCAAGGACCGGACGAAAUCUUCGCAGAAAAACAAAAGAAGACCCGCUGCCGGUUUGUCGUUGCUAUAGCAAUAGUAGCCGCUGUUGUCAGCGGCAUUCGGUCGUCGUGGCGGUGGCAGUGUCCGUGAAUUUGAGGACGAGUCUACGUCAUGCAAUAACGACCACUACCGCGGUUACGUCCAUUAUCUUUGUCAUUGUCUGCUCAUCGAGCGAUUGAAAGAGAUUGCACACCAGAGAUAGGGUCGAUCGAAACACUCGACGAUAAAACAUAUCUACUUAAAAAGGCAGUACCAUCGGAAAUAGCUGCACCAACAAGACUGCUAACGACCGUUUUUUUCUUGCUGGAGCAACCAUAUAUAUAUAUAUAUAUAUAUAUAUAUAUAUAUAUAUAUAUUUGUAUACUGACAACCACCGCCCCUAGAAAAAUAUUGGUGCUAUUUACUCCUCCUGGUGGAAUUGGUAGCUUGCGGAACGGCCACUCCUCUGGAGUCUGCUGAAGUUAGAUCGACGGUAGUGAAGUCAGCUUGCUGGUGAAUGAGAACGUCUCUAUCGGGUGAAAAGAGCCGCGUGCUCGCUUCUUGAAGCGGAAAAAAGGAAAUAACCGGAGUUCGCUUAGUGUCAUCUUGACGCGUGUGCUACUGUACAUUUGCGGUAUAUCGCCAAAUUUUAGGGUAAGAAUAGUCGUAUAUAUACAUAUAUAUCGGUGAUAUAAAUAGUGACGGAAGUGGGACGAGCGAAUCCGUUUGACUGAUAGAACAUCAGCUAAGCGUCCAAUCGUGACAGCAACAGGCAACAGCGGGAACAUUGUCAUCAUCAACAACAAUCCGUCGGUCUCUCAAGUCAUUCUUCUACGGGAAGCAUCCAACAACUGAACAUCAUAGAAAAUACGUGUUUUUGUAACUCCACCACGGUUCCGUGUACAUCAUUUUUAACGUGUUCUUCGAUCAUUCAUUGUCAGUGUCAUACUGCCAUACCUGCUCUGAUUAUCUAGUUGGAUUAAUAAUAUUGUCACUUGCGUCGUCAUAAACAAGUACCUCGGCAAGUAAACGUUUGCAUUGUUAUACUGAAAGACCGGCGUUAUUGUGCGACUGACUAUUGACCAACAAUCAUCUGUAAAGUCGAGGUACAACAGCAACGGCUUCCAAUUGUCGGGCUGUCAUUACUGAAUUGAGAGGCAGGCCAUCGUGGUUGGAUCGCCACCAUUAUCGUAGAUCGCGCUGUUACCAUCGGGUUGUUGCCAGUUGCAUAUCAUUAAAUGAAGAAUGAGGUGCUUCCUUUAGUGGUGAUGGUAGAUGCAGCAGUUUCCCCAGCAGCUGUGGCGAACACAGAAGACAAACAAGUACAGUUUCAGCAACAUCAGAACGGCAGCGCCAGCGAUAUUAGCGGAAGUCUCUGGUCAUCACCACAGCAACAGAAACUUUUUGGAUCGCUGCACGGCUCUCUAGAUAUAAAAAAGAAGAGAAAACGGUAGCCUCCGAGGUUAUUUCGUGUGUUACUUUAAUGAUAUCAUUAUAAUUACUAUUUUCGCAGUAUAACCGUUGGGGGUUUUGCUUUAUUCCGUCGGAUCUCCGCCGCAUACAUCGUUCGCGUAAGGCCGAUCUAUAAUUGUAUUCGGCCGUAAUCUUUACAGAAUGAUGAAAGCCGGCCUAUUGGACUAGAGAUAAUUGUGGAGAUCUGCAGCGUUAUCUGAAUACAGUAGCGGCUAACCAACUGGCACAUACAGCAGCGAACGAAGAUCAAAAGCUUGCGUGGCGUUUUCAGAAGUAACAUUUGAGUUCGAUGAGGCCAACGACUUCAAUAUUACCAAUGCAGUUUACAUGUGAAAAAUAUUUUAAAAAGUUAAUUUAACAAUAUUUGCAAGUAGUGAUCGCGUGCAUGCUUAUGCUUGUCUACGAUAUUAUUAUAGUGUGACCUGCCGCUACUGCCUUGCGACCUACGAACCGUAGUGAAUUAACUAUUGGAUAUCUGAUUCAUUGAUUGACCGGCCGCUUGGUGGAAAACCGAGGUUUCUAAAACGCCAUCGUUCACUGAAAUGUCGUCGGAAGCUUUAGCAGCCCAUGCGGCGCUUACGGCUCGCCGACCUGAUGGAUCACAAGGUGUACCUGAGGCAAUGGCCCUACAACGCCUGCUCGAUCGGACAGCGGCUGAUAUGCCCACUCAAGGCCUUCACGAAGCGCUGAUCGCGCAACGGUUGAUCGACCGAAGUUUAAGCGAAGUGGGCACUCUGGGUCCACCCCCACCAACGUCACAAGAUGUGAUUCAAGAUUCCCUAUCAGCUGUUCAUGCUGAACAGCGGGCGGCGGCAGCGGCAGCAGCUGCUGCAGCUGCAGUGUCCGGUGCUGGCACUGCUCCCCCAGGAGGGCAGCCUACAGGUGGAGGUCAAAGAGGCGGCGGUAGCGGCGCGACCAGUGGACCCCAGCGUGGCUCCGGUGCUGGUGGGGGCGAGGCUAACGGUGGCUCUUCCGAACCCCGAGGUGGGCCAAAGGUCCCAACACGACCAACGGAACACUGGUGCCCCCUGUGUAAUCGUUUCUUUUCGACCGCUUCCAACCUCACGCAGCAUAAACGCGUUUUUCAUAACUUCGAGUACAGCCGGCCAAAGUGCGACAUUUGUGGCAAAACAUUCUCGACGCCAAGCAAUCUCAAACAGCACGUCCGGUUUAUUCACAUCGACUACAGCCGACCCAAGUGCGACAUCUGCGGGAAAACCGUCUCGACAGUUAGCAAUCUCAAACAGCACGUUAGGUUUGCCCACAUCGACUACAGCCGGCCCAAAUGCGACAUCUGCGGAAAGAGCUUCUCGACGGUUAGCAAUCUCAAACAGCAUGUUAGGUUUUCCCACAUCGACUGCAACCGGCCCAAAUGCGACAUCUGCGGGAAGAGCUUCUCGACGGGUAGCAAUCUCAAACAGCAUGUUAGGUUUUCGCACAUCGACCUCAGCCGACCCAAGUGUGACAUCUGCGGGAAGAGCUUCUCAACCGGUAGUAAUCUCAAACAGCACGUUAGGUUUUCCCACAUCGACCUCAACCGGCCCAAAUGCGACAUCUGCGGAAAGAGCUUCUCGACCGGUAGCAAUCUCAAACAGCACGUUAGGUUCUCCCACAUCGACUGCAACCGGCCCAAGUGCGAGAUCUGCGGAAAGAGCUUCUCAACGGGUAGCAAUCUCAAACAACACGUUAGGUUUUCCCACAUCGACUGCAACAGCCGACCCAAGUGCGACAUCUGCGGGAAGAACUUCUCGACGGUUAGCAAUCUCAAACAGCACAUUAGGGUGCAUACAGGCGAACGGCCCUUCCAAUGUUCAUUUUGUCCAAAGAGGUUUUCAACAUCGACUAAUUUGAGACAACACCUGCGGACACAUCAAAACCACUUAAUAAAAUUGGAACCGUCAGGCGCAUCGGGCGCCGGAUCGGGUGCUGAUUCUACAGCUGCUGCUGCUGCGGUGGCAGCUGCAGCUGCUAACGGUGGUGCGAACGGCGGGCCCGGAGUGCCUCAGGUACCCGUUAGUUUGGCUUCGCUGCCCAACCAUCCGCCCCCACCAACGUCUGUUGCACCUGCACUUGCAGCGAGCAAUCCUUUGGCGGCCAUGCCUCAGCACCAUUUUCUGCUCGGGCGACUGCCGCCCGAAUUAAGCAGCUUUGUGUACGGCAAGGCUGGUGGAGGCGGACCCGGCGGCCAUUUCGGAACCGGGGUCCCUGGAGGCCAUCCACUGAGCACCGUUGGGGGUCUGCCACCUCCGGCUCAUGCUCAUCAGCCUCCGCCGCCCCCGCCCCACCAACAACAGCAACAACAGCAACAGCAGCAGCAACAACAGCAACAGCAGCAGCAGCAGCAGCAGCAACAACAACAACAACAACAGCAGCAGCAGCAGCAGCAGCAAGAAAAUCUCGGUAGAUAGGGCUGGUCCCUCAAUCAAGGCGAGAUCAUAUCACCGCACCGUCAGUUGCUACUGUGUAAUUCGGCGCCUCUCUCUGACACACGACUUCAGAAACUUCAGCGGCUUCAACACUUCCAAUCGUGUCAGCGGAGACCGAAGACGGCGAACCAGAAACAGAAGUAGAGACGAACGUGGAAACGAGUGCAGAAUGUAGAAUAGCAAUUGGCGUUGGACUGUCGCAUUUGAUGACUUCAUCCAUCCCACUUCGUAGAUACAUCACUGCUGUAAAAGGAUCGAUGAUGUCGUCGUCAAAUGGGAAGAUUACAUAUAUACAUAAACACGAUAGAAGUUAACACACAAUAAACCCCUUCUGUUUGGGCAAUGCUAACGGAGAGGCGAUAACUGGAGAAAUGGUUGUUUCCAACGACUGUGCUUUGUGGGCAGGCACUGAGCAAAUUUAUUAUUAGAGUGAAUCGCAUGACAGAACAUAAACCUAUUGAAUACAAACGGUUGAGGUCACUGCGGACAUAUGAACAACUUCAGGGAAGCCGGCGAACAUUAAUCUACAAAUAACAAUAUGCAAAAAAAGGCAGCGGAUAGAAUGCGCUUAGCGGGAAGGUCGAGCAAGGCCCAGCACGGACAAAGAGAUGAUUCGAUCAGAACAAAAGUUGUAGAGAGUGCCUCUCGUCGGCUUGUGAACGUGAAAGCGGCAUCCGUGCAAUCCUUGAUCAAUGACAGGAUCAUCUAAUUGUGUACAUUGUAAAUAUGUUGCUAUAUAAAAACAACCUCGAGUUACUAUGAAUAACAAAUAGUAUUAAAAUAAUGUGAACUCACGGUUCUAAGGAAGAUGUAGAGUCGAGCGAAGAUGUGGGAUACUUUCAUGCUCGAAAAGUGGCGUUGAUAAAUAAACCAGAAAAUGUACAAGAAAUUCGCCAUUUUUAUCCUUCUAUUAGUUGUUCAGCUCAUAGAGUCGCAGUCGUAACGAAGAUGUAUGGGCUAAUAGCAGCCAACGUUAGGUCUCGUUUUGUUUGUUCAAUGGGUCAUACUUUCGAAUAAUAGAAGAUGUCUUUUGGGUGCUGACUGACCCCAUGUAGAGUUCACGCUGUUCCGUAGAUGCUGGUCUUAUAAAAUGAAUGAAAACGCUUUACUCUAGGACAUUUCUAGCAGUUCGGGCAAGCAGGAAGCCCACUGGAACGAUGGGUCUGUUACUAUACUUCGGGAAAGUGUAGCUCAGAUUUGAAAUGCGUAACUUGUCCAGUUAUGGGUUUGACAAUUUGGUAAGCACUAAGUAGGCAUUUGCAUGCGAAGGGUGAGGACAUCUUGGAAAUGUAGUGAAUUUAUAGGUCAUCAAGGAAGUCGCAUUAACCGUCAAAAGCUAGUUACUAGACUUGGACUUGGUGUUUGUGGAAUUAAGCGUCAAAACAGGAUUGGUUCAAAAAGGUUCGCAUUAACACAUCAUGCUGUCGCAAGUUCAGCUCAUACACAUACAUCGAUAAAGUGCGUUUUUUUUUUUUGUAUCUAGAACACAUUCGUCUUUUUGGUGGAGAUCGUCGACUUCAUCGGAGAAACAAGGUUAAAAAACAUUCUUUGCUUAUUACAAAACC
Molecule: messenger RNA, 7236 nt
Organism: Varroa destructor (honeybee mite)
Lineage: Eukaryota; Metazoa; Arthropoda; Arachnida; Mesostigmata; Varroidae
Biological process (GO): regulation of transcription by RNA polymerase II
Cellular component (GO): nucleus
Molecular function (GO): RNA polymerase II cis-regulatory region sequence-specific DNA binding; DNA-binding transcription factor activity, RNA polymerase II-specific
Source: RefSeq, a predicted model, not a curated record